AUGGAUCACGCGGAGGAGCAGGCGAUGGAAAUAGAGGCCCUCCAGGCCAUCUUGAUGGACGACCUGUCAGAGUACGACGGCCGCAGACCGGACGGCUGGCCGGAGGAGGCGCAGAUGUGGACGACGGUCGUCACGCCGCUGGAGGACGGGCGGGAUCGUGACGAGGCGCCCGCCCUGCUUCAGAUCGUGUUUGCGUACACUGAGAGGUACCCGGAGGAGGCGCCGCUGCUGCGGCUGAUGUCCGCGAAGUCGCUUUCGGACGCGAAGAUCCGGGAGGCCACGGCGGUGGCGGAGGAGGUUGUGGGGCGGUCGCUAGGCAUGGCGAUGAUCUACGAGGUGAUCACGGCGUGCAAGGACUGGCUGGUGGCGGCGACGGGCGCGGACGAGGUGGAGGAGAGCGAGGAGCAGCGGAAGGCGCGCGAGGAGGAGGAGGAGCAGAAGCGGAGGGAGGAAGUUCGGCGACACGGGACUCCGGUGACGGCGGAGACGUUCGCGAAGUGGAAGGAGGCGUACGACGCGGAGAAGGCGCUGGAGCGCGCGAAGCUGAUGGACACGAAGGCCGCGGCGGAGAAGGCGCGGCGUCUGACUGGGCGCAAGUACUUUGAGACAGUGCACAACAAGGAGGGGGAGGGCGAGGGCGGGGAGGGCGAGGAGGAGGGCUCCGAGGGGGACUACGACGUCGACGAGGACGAAAUGCUCGACGACUACCUCGCGGAGGACUCGGACAGCGAAGAGGGGGGGGAGUGA
Molecule: messenger RNA, 747 nt
Organism: Pedinophyceae sp. YPF-701
Lineage: Eukaryota; Viridiplantae; Chlorophyta; Pedinophyceae
Source: the annotation of a GenBank genome assembly